GAAGGCCGCCGCCGCCGCCGCCGUGCGAACAUGGCGGCCGAGAUCCACUCCAGGCCGCAGAGCAGCCGUCCGGUGCUGCUGAGCAAGAUCGAGGGGCACCAGGACGCCGUCACGGCCGCGCUGCUCAUCCCCAAGGAGGACGGCGUCAUCACCGCCAGCGAGGACAGAACCAUCCGAGUAUGGCUGAAAAGAGACAGUGGUCAGUACUGGCCCAGCAUUUACCACACCAUGGCCUCCCCGUGCUCUGCUCUGGCUUACCACCACCACCACGACAGCAGACGGGUGUUUGUGGGUCAGGACAACGGAGCCGUGAUGGAAUUUCAUGUUUCUGAGGAUUUUAAUAAAAUGAACUUUAUCAAGACCUACCCAGCUCAUCAGAACCGGGUGUCUGCGAUCAUCUUCAGUCUGGCCGCCGAGUGGGUCAUCAGCACCGGCCACGACAAGUGUGUCAGCUGGAUGUGCACCCGCAGUGGCAACAUGCUGGGGAGGCAUUUCUUCACCUCCUGGGCUUCGUGCUUACAAUACGAUUUUGAUACUCAGUAUGCUUUUGUUGGCGAUUAUUCCGGACAGAUCACACUUCUGAAGCUGGAACAGAACUCCUGUUCAGUCAUUACGACCCUCAAAGGUCAUGAAGGAAGCAUCGCCUGCCUCUGGUGGGACCCUAUUCAGCGGUUACUCUUCUCAGGAGCCUCUGACAACAGCAUCAUCAUGUGGGACAUCGGGGGACGGAAAGGCCGCACGCUCUUGCUGCAAGGCCAUCAUGACAGAGUGCAGUCGCUGUGUUACCUUCAGCUCACAAGGCAGCUGGUCUCCUGUUCCUCGGAUGGUGGGAUUGCAGUGUGGAACAUGGACGUUAGCAGAGAGGAGGCUCCUCAGUGGUUAGAGAGUGAUUCUUGCCAGAAAUGCGAGCAGCCCUUUUUCUGGAAUAUAAAGCAGAUGUGGGACACAAAGACACUGGGGUUGAGACAGCAUCACUGCCGGAAAUGUGGGCAGGCUGUGUGUGGGAAGUGCAGCAGCAAGCGCUCCAGCUACCCUGUCAUGGGCUUCGAGUUCCAGGUCCGGGUGUGCGACUCCUGCUACGACUCCAUCAAGGACGAGGAUCGGACUUCUCUAGCAACCUUUCAUGAAGGAAAACAUAACAUUUCCCACAUGUCCAUGGACAUUGCUCGGGGACUGAUGGUGACCUGUGGGACCGACCGCGUCGUAAAGAUAUGGGACAUGACGCCUGUGGUGGGCUGCAGUCUGGCAACUGGGUUUGCUCCACGUUGAUCCAGGAGCUGGUCAAGGUCUGCACCUUCCCCGCGGCACCCUUCACCAACACAGCCCUUCCCCGUGGCUCCGUGGUCACGGUCACGUGAAUGGAUAGUAGCCACUAAAAAACAAAGCAACAUUUUUAAAGAGAAAAAAAUGUAAGGUGUGUUUGGGGGCCUUUGCGGAACUACCUGUAGGGACGAAUAUGGAAAAAAAAAGUUCAUCUGUUGUGGUUCCCUGAGGAAAGGAAUGACUUCAGUGAGACCUCCUCAUGAGCAGUGAGCUCACAUGUGCUGAAGGAGUCAUUCGGCAAAUGAGAGUUUAGAGGAAAAACCAUUGAACAAAAGCGUUAAAGCAGUCCCAAGUGCAAACACCCUUCCCCUAAGACUUGCCGGCCCUCCACGGGCUCCUGUGGCUCUGUUGUUAGAGCAGGGAUUAGGAGAGGAGGACUUGCUGUCUCUCUCUUGAGGGGUGCAGGAGGACCCCAAGAACCCAGAGAUCUCUCCUUCCUCACUGGCAGUAUGUGAAUAUUCUCUGCACGUAGUGAUUCUUCUUAAAGAUCUCUGUUCUCUCCAGGUAGCACCCUUACCUGCACUCGGUGUCGAGAGCGCUCAGUUUCCUCUUCCCAGCCAGCCGGUGUGCCGGGGGCCAACCUUCCCCGUUGUUACCAAGUGAGCUGUACAAUUUCUGUAUUAACCUAGGCAGCCCACAUCCUUCCCUUUCCCCCAAAUGUUCCCUGAAGACAAAACGUUUUUAAUGGUGCUGUUAAUGUGGGAGUCACACAAGCCACCUGAUACUCGCUGCUGUCAGUAACGACUCUCAGAAAAUGGGAAAACAGCCCCGCUGGCAGCAUGAUGAUGAAGGGAGAUAAUCAGUCCGCUCCGUGGAACAGCCCAGUCCUCCUAAAAAGACACAUUCUGUUUGUAGUCCCAAGACGGGCCCCUGCGAUACUGUGGCAGUUUAGUAAUAAUACACCUGGGAAAAGAACUCCAAAGCUUUUUAAACUAUGUUGACUUUUCGUUGUAAGGAAUAUUAUCAGCAUCUCAUAGAAGGGAAUUAGUAACCCAGAGCAGGAAUUGUUAACCAGGUCCUGCACAGUAAUUCCUAACUUGUAAAUUGCUUUCAUAGCAACUAGUGAAUUCUCUUGUAUCAAAUGGCAUUUUAAAAGUUUUUGGCCAUUUAGUAACAGGAUGGGGAAGAUAUGGGGAAAGGGAGAGCCUGUCUUUUAAUAUUCCAAUAUUUAUUUCUUUGAUUGUUUUUAACAAUAGUACACGUACCUAUUACUUGAGGGCUAUGCAAGUGAGUGGAGAGAGGCCUACUUUUCUUAAAGACAAAUUUUAAGUAGAUGGCAACAGUAUUUUUGUUAGUCUUCCUAGUGGAUAUUGAUUAAAAACUCACUACUGCGUCACUGUGUUGGGAUCCUAUCAAGACAGCAUGGUGGUUCGCUGUGAUAUGAGGAAGGGAUUAAAUCUUUUUUUUAACAGCUGAAAGGGACUGUAAUAUUUAAGAUAGGUAAUUAAGAUGUCUUACUGGCCAAGUGACACAAAUGAUAGGGAAAGGAGUUCAGGUACCUCAUAUUUCGAAUAAUCUGCAUUAAAAAUUGACUUGCUUUCACAAAUAAGACUGAAGGGUUUUGUUGCUCCAUAUGAUUUUUGUGUUCUAUCACCUGAAAAAGGUGUUUGCUUUUUAAAAACUUUUUGUGAGCUCUUUGCAAAACGUAUGAUACUAAGACAGAAGGAAACUGGAGGGAUGAGCUCUUACAGGGCAGUUUUGAAUGUUAGCUCUUGUUCAGUUAAUGGUCCAGCUCAUGCAAAGGUGCUAUCCUGGGGAUUUUGUGAAGUCCUGAAAGGAAAAUAGGAUAUGAUCUGUUUCUUGCCAUUUUGACAAGUACCGAACUGUGGUUUUUUGUUUGCCUUUAACUUCUGUAAAAUGUGAUUUUAUAAUGUCUAUGGUCGACUGAGCACAAUAUCAUGCUGUAGCUUUCAACCUUCUUUUAUUUUAAAAACUGAAUGAAAAACGCAGUGUUCAAUAGAGAAUAUAAGGUUGUGAGAGCACCUCCUAUGGGGUUAAGCUAAUGUAAAUCAAAGAGGAAAGGCAUUAUAUAAGGGAGAAUUAGAGAGGGGUAUCGGCAAAAGGAAAGAAUGUCUCAGUUAACUUUUCUCUCCACCAGAGCUUGUUAGCACUUUUCAUUUUAGGGACACACAUCGCAGGCUUGUCUUGUCUCUACUGCACACUAGGGAGCAAAUGGGUAAUAUUUUUUAUAAAGGUGAGCAAAAAUUAUUUUCACAGUUCUGCUGACCGGACACAGAAGGAAGAUCCAACUAGGUUUCUAGUUAUUGCCUUAUUUUGACUGCGUUACUCUUAAACGGGUCAUUUAAAAUAGCUCUUCAAGUAACACUUCAUGGUUUUUCCAUUCCUGAAUACUCACGCUAAUUCCUGUAACUUAGGGAUUAAGAAGUACAGAAUGUUAGAGAAGAUCCUUAUGUUUUAGAUCUAGUAUGUCUGUGAUAAGGAAAUGUCAGUUCUUCAUUUGAGACGUAUUCUCAAAUUGCCCUCCUUUUUUUUUUUUUUUAACUGCAAAUGACAGAAACACCCCCAUGGCAUUAGCUGGAAACAGAUUAUUCAUUAUACUGUAAAUCUCUGUUUACAAUGUCCUACUUUCUGUCCUGCUGCCUGGAGGAUAUGAACAAAAAAUAGCUCUCUAGAACAUGUCACUUGGUUCUCCCCUAAAGAAUUCAAUUUACUAGUACCUACAUUUUUAAACUGUUGAAACUGGCAUAAAUAUGUUAUAAAUUCCAUGGUGACCCAGACCCAAGGAAAUACUUUCUGAAUUGGGUUUCAUUCAGUUACUUCCUACUUCCGUUACUGGAUCUGGUGUCUUCUAAAAUGUAAGGAACCAGUUAACCAGUUAUUAAUGAUAAACCAUCUGCUCAUUAUAAACCCGAGGUUUAACAAAUAAGUAAUACAUGCUCUAUUUAUUCAAGUGUCUAUUGCUUAAUUGUUAGUUGUGAGCAGAUUAUCAAAUGCCUACUCUGUUUUCUGCAGUUUACUAUACAGUAACUCCUUGUGCAAUGAGUUUAUAUUAGAAUACAAUUUAAAGUGUUUUACUCUAUAGCCUUUUUGACUGGGGAAGCAGAGGGCAGUGUCAAUUAGUACAUUUUGUCUUGUACUAGCUGUGUUUCUAUGAGAUAUGGUGCCCCAGUGAAUCCCAGAGAGUUAGAAAACUUUGUUCUUUGCUCCUGUUUGUGGGUUCUGUUUUUGUGGGUUUUUUUUUUUUUUUUUGAG
This is a messenger RNA of Enhydra lutris kenyoni (northern sea otter), 4536 nucleotides long. RefSeq names its product WD repeat and FYVE domain containing 1. Gene Ontology annotation, molecular function: metal ion binding; protein binding. Bases 31 to 1269 code for a protein of 412 amino acids. The record is from RefSeq and is a predicted model, not a curated record. The transcript has 12 exons. NCBI's taxonomy places the organism in Eukaryota, Metazoa, Chordata, Mammalia, Carnivora, Mustelidae.